This is a messenger RNA of Pseudogymnoascus verrucosus, 1332 nucleotides long. RefSeq names its product ATP synthase complex assembly protein atp12 (gene ATP12). The coding region runs from base 1 to 1209 and encodes 402 amino acids. Gene Ontology annotation, biological process: mitochondrial proton-transporting ATP synthase complex assembly. NCBI's taxonomy places the organism in Eukaryota, Fungi, Ascomycota, Leotiomycetes, Thelebolales, Thelebolaceae. The record is from RefSeq and is a predicted model, not a curated record. Gene Ontology annotation, cellular component: mitochondrion. The transcript is spliced from 3 exons.
AUGUCCACCUCCCUCAACCGCAUGUCCAGUGUCAAUGCCAACAUCAUCACAGCAGUUGUUCAAAUGAAGCGCAUAUCACAAUCAGUGUCCUCGGAGGCCGCAAGGUCUGCCAGAGCAGUUUUCCCUCGCCGCCCGGCGCAAGCAUUAUAUACCCAGCGGAGUUUCGGCACCACAUCUCGUCUAUCCGCAGAUGUCGCACCGAUAACAGCGGCUGGGCCACCGCCUGACGCACCCGUUGCGUCGGUGGAGCAUACGGAUAUUCGAGUUGCGCGGAAGAAGAAGCAGGCGGAGCUGUUGAAGAGGGGCCAGGAUAUGAGGGCGAUUGGAAAGGGUACUGGCGGCGGCUCGGCGAAGACGAAGAGAUUUUGGAAGGACGUCAAUGUCAAGAAGACUGAUGAUGGUCAUCAAAUCUUCCUAGACACUCGCCCACUCCGAACCCCGACGAAACAGAUCCUCAGCGUCGCGCAUACCAAACCCCAUCUCGCCCACGCCAUCGCCUUAGAAUGGGAUUUACUCGUCUCCGCGCAGCAAGCUCUCCGCCACCAUCUCAUCCCCCUCACCUCCCUCACGUCUCGCGCUCUUGACAUCGCCGAAGAAGACAAGAAGUCGUCAUCAGCGUCCAACCCAAAUGGCCUCCGCAACACCAUCACCGAGACGCUGAUGCGAUACCUUGACACCGACUCCUUGCUCUGCUGGGCACCUACACCGCCUGAUGACCCACCGGGAUACGAGACCCACGUUAGCCGCACCGAGAGUCUGCGGACCAUUCAGCAGAGGACCGCCUUGCCUAUCAUCCAAUACUUGACGGAGCGUGUGUGGCCAGGCGUGGAAAUCGUGCCUGUGCUAGACGAGGGCAGCAUUAUGCCUAAUGCGCAGCCACAGCAGACGUUAGAUGUGAUCAAGGGGUGGAUCAUGGGCCUUCCUGCCUACGAGCUGGCUGGGUUGGAACACGCGGUGUUUGCGGGCAAGGGGCUGCUUGUUGCUGCUAGGUUGCUUGUGGAGUGGAGCGAGGAGCUUGCUCAUCUUAGGGGGGAGGAACCGGAGAAGAAGUUUGGUAUUGAGGAGGCUGCGAAUGCGGCUACGCUUGAGGUUGAGUAUCAGUUGGGGAUGUGGGGUGUUGUGGAGGAUACCCAUGAUGUGGACCGCGAGGAUGUGAGGCGGCAGUUUGGCAGCGUGAUCCUUUUGGUAUCUGGAGAGAAGGCACCAUAGAUGUAAACUUGUAGCAAUAUUUGUACUUUUGUAUUAUCAAUGUAAACUACGAGAUGGCUUCCAUUCAUUUGGCGCUAUGCUAUGCAUCUCCACAUAUAAUAUCCCGGCUGGGGUUUAAUAACG